Messenger RNA from Pelagomonas calceolata, 600 nucleotides. The record is from the annotation of a GenBank genome assembly. Lineage: Eukaryota; Pelagophyceae; Pelagomonadales; Pelagomonadaceae.
CGCCGAGAAAUGACUUAUGUGUCGAUAUCGCCCUCGCCUCGAACCUGGCGCUCGCAAACAGCGCCUACAUACCCUACGCCGUCCCGACGACGUUCGUCGUCGUCGUGAGCUGCGUGACGGCCCUCUGGUUGCUAGUGCGGGUCUUCACACGGGGCAGCCGCGCCAUCUCGACCACGGGAGCGACCUACUUGGAUCUGCACCUCUUUUGCGUCUACAUCGCGGGCGUCGCGCUCGUGAUCGCAAUCGUGUUGGGUCUCACGCUCGGGCCCGACAAGGCGCGCAAAGUUUCGCGACGUUACGACGACGAGGGCGCCGGCGACGACGAGCGCGUCUUUCGCGAGGGCGCGUACGUUCGCUGCGGGCUCCUCGCGUUGGUCCUCGCGGUCUUCGGCCUCGGCGUCCGGCUUCGUAGGGUCGCCGGCGCGCCCACGACGCGCCGGCUCGUGUCGAGGUCCAUCGAACUCACGUCGCACGCGAGUUAGGAUCGAGUUAGGGAGCUACCUCCUCCCCUCCUGCUCCCGUCGUCCCCCAGGCUGCCCGUCCCCCCAGGCUCCGUGGCAUCCUCUAAUCGUCGUGUUGCAUAUCCAUACUUGCUUCGGA